Molecule: messenger RNA, 7899 nt
Organism: Scleropages formosus (Asian bonytongue)
Lineage: Eukaryota; Metazoa; Chordata; Actinopteri; Osteoglossiformes; Osteoglossidae
Product: cGMP-inhibited 3',5'-cyclic phosphodiesterase A-like
Exons: 16
Coding region: 610-4143 (1177 amino acids)
Biological process (GO): signal transduction
Molecular function (GO): 3',5'-cyclic-nucleotide phosphodiesterase activity
Source: RefSeq, a predicted model, not a curated record
UUUAAGUAUAUGGGACUUAUGAGAACCUGUAUUUACCACAGUCCUCCCAAAAACCUCAUGAUUUCCGAGUGCAGUCCACCGCGCGGUUAAGGGCCCCCUUCAAGACAAGGGCCCCUGGCGUGACGGAGAUAAUCCCGGCAUAUCAUCCGACACCCCCCGCAGCGCGCAUUGGGUAGUUAGUGCGCAACGCCGCGCCGCUCCUGUUUGCAUAGUCGGUGUGCGCCGGACGAAAGUAGGUUACCCGCGCGCGCACGGGCACUUCCACAUCCAAAGCGCGCUCCCGUCUGCUUCGUCGUUUCAUCCCCAUAACCGGCGGGAGCUCGGGAUCCGUCCUCCGCCGCAGGUUGAUUCGGGAUUGCCUCGUCCCGUUCGGGAAAGAGGGAAAGAAGAUGCAGAGGCGCGCGAGGAGAGCGCGCGCGGGGACCGGAGGAGUCCCCGCAUCACAUGUCCUUCUGGAGGGAUAAAGGGAACCGAGAUCGGUCGUCGUGAAAAUGGCCAAAAGGAGGCGAAGCGCGCGCUGCCCGUGAAACUUUCGUCCUUUCGUUGCUUUUAUGGAUUUUUUUUCUUUUUUUUUUUUUUUUUUUUUUUUUAAUAUGCCUAUAGCGGCGGAUGUUUCGUGCAUCCGUGACCGAUUAUUCUCGCACCCAGGAGGUGCUGUGGAAGAAUGAACAGACUUUUGUUAAUGCGCGCGCCGCGGCAGCGUUAACCCUUUGCAGGAUGGCGACGGCCGGAGCCACUGACGCAGCGACCGCCCCCCGUGAAAAAGGGCCCGGGCUCGCGGAGCGCAACGGGUACGUGAGGACGCCCGUGGAUGUGAUCGCUGUGUCCGCGCACUCGGGCGCCGGCGGGGGGGCGACGCUGCUGCAGUCGUGCGGAGCGCGGGGCUGCGACCGGCGGCUGUCCUGGGCUGGGUGCGCGCUGUCGCUCUCGGUGCUGCUCGCGCUGCUGGCGCGGUGCGCGGACGGGGACGGGGACGGGGAGGAGGCGCGGGGACGCGCUCCCGCUCCUCUGCUCUCCUCUCUACUCACCUUCCUGAGUGCCUUCUUCUGGGUGGGCCUCUACCUGCUCCGCCGGGGGGUCCACCUGGGCGCCGCGCUCCUCCUGCUCACCGCGAGCCACCUGGCCGAGGCGGCGGCGCUCGCGCUGCUCCGGGGCUCCGACGGCGCGCUCCAGACGCUCCCGGCCGCCCUCCUGCUGCUCGCGUGCCUCGCUGGCGGGACGCGCAUGCUGCUGAGGCUGGAGCGCGGCGUGUGCGUGCUCGUCCUCGUCAGCGCGGUGCGCACGGGAGCGCUCCUCUCGCUCGGCCCCGCGGGCUCUUUCUGGGGACCCCACCUGGCGUACCUGGUGGCCGCGCUGGGCUUCGUGCUGGCGCGGCAUGCGGAGCGCCUGCUGCCGGAGCCGCGCGCACACCUCCGGGAGGGCUGCAGCGCCGUGAGCGCGCACAGGGACCCGAGCCCCGCGUUUGGGGCGCGCAGGAGGAGGUCCGGCUCCGUGGUGUCCUCGGACAUGGCCGAGCGAGCGUCCGGCGGCCGGACGCAGAGGAGGACCUCGCUGCCGUGCCUUCAGCGGGACCAUCAGACUGCAUCCCAGGCCGAUUGGGACCACAAGCGAAGCUUCCGGGGACCACAGUCGUCGGGCACCGGCGUAAUGGUGGACAUCGCGGUGAUGGGCGAGGCCCACGGGCUCAUCACCGACUUGCUGGCGGACCCUUCUCUCCCUCCGCACACGUGCAGCUCCCUCCGCGCUGUCAGCAACCUGCUGAGCACUCAGCUAACCCUGCUGCCCCUGCACCGGCCCCGCGCCGCUGCCUCCCCGGGCCCCGCGAGCGAUGCCCGCGCUUGCUCCGACUCCGAGGAGGGGCCGGACAAAGGCGAGAGGCUGGCCGCUCAGAAGCGCCUGCGACGCGCCCCGCCCCCCGGGAUGCUGAGGAGGGCCUCUUCCACGUGGACCACCACCACGUCCGCCACGGGACUACCCACUAUGGAGCCGGGCCCUGUGCGCCGCGACCGCAGCGCCAGCAUCAAGUCUGCUCAUGAGGCCCCCGGCUCCAGUUCCGGGUGCGUCGACCUGUGGAACAGCUCUUCCACGCUGAGCAAAGUCAGGUCCGUGUCCAGCUCCUACGCGCUGUCUGGCAUCACAAACCACCUGGGCUCCGUCCGGCAGAACAGACCAGGUUACCCCCCGUCCGGCAUGCUGUCUCUCGUUUCGCCGGGCCAGUCGCCAGUCGCCAGUCCCACCAGCAAAGCGCCAUCCGUUGACCUCCCUGACACGGCAGACUGGGCGGAGAGGCGGGGGCCAUCGGUGCAGAUCCACAGAGCCUUAACCCAUACUCAGAGUGCGCCGGCCUCUUCCGAGUCCUGGUCCGCUGCGGGACUGCUCUGCAGCAGCUUUGACAACUGUCCUGUCUACAGCUGUGGAAGACCUUACAGCGCAUUAAGCCAUGGACAGGGUUCGACAGACGGAGGAGACAGGAUGUGCAGGACAGAUGAUCCGGCCAUGACGUCGUCGGAUUACGACAGCACCCACGAGACCAACAACAGCAACGGCAGCGACUUUGCACAGAGCGAAGAGGACCGAGGGGGCGGCCAAAAAGAUGACGGGUCGAGAGAAGGCUGUUUGGAGUUCCGGUCCGAAGGCAUCCUGCUGCACCCCCUGAUGACCCCAGAGGACAAGGCCAUCCUGGCCCCUGAGCCCCUGGUGAUGGACACGCUGGACCCCCUCAUGAGCCAGCUGAGCAAUUGGAACUUCCCCAUCUUCAGCCUGGUGGAGAAGACUCAGGGCAAGUGCGGCCGCAUCCUCAGCCAGGUCUCGUACAGGCUCUUUGAAGACGCAGGACUCUUUAAGAUCUUCAGGAUUCCCGUGCAGGAGUUCAUGAACUAUUUCCACGCCUUGGAGAGCGGCUACAGGGACAUACCAUAUCACAACCGGAUCCACGCCACAGACGUGCUGCACGCGGUCUGGUACCUGACUACCCAGCCUGUGCCCGGCCUGCCCGGCCUUGGCGAUCACGGCUCCGCCAGCGACUUCGACUCGGACAACGCUCUCACCCAAGGCCGCACGGGCUACCUGGUCUCGAAGGUGUGCGCAGCGUUCCAGGACGGCUACGGCUGCCUGUCGAACCUCAUCCCGGCGCUGGAGCUCAUGGCGCUCUAUGUAGCAGCCGCGAUGCACGACUACGACCACCCCGGGAGAACCAAUGCCUUCCUGGUGGCCACCAACGCCCCCCAGGCGGUGCUCUACAACGACCGUUCGGUCCUGGAGAACCAUCACGCUGCCUCUGCAUGGAGCCUCUUCAUGUCGCGGCCUGAGUACAACUUCCUGGCCAACUUGAACCACGUGGAGUUUAAGCGCUUUCGCUUCCUGGUCAUCGAGGCCAUCCUCGCAACUGACCUGAAGAAGCACUUUGACUUCCUGGCCAUGUUCAAUGCAAAGGUGGGUGACGACGUGGGCUCGGGGAUCGACUGGUCCAACGAGAAUGACCGGCUGCUGGUGUGCCAGAUGUGCAUCAAACUGGCCGAUGUCAACGGACCCCUCAAAUGCAAGGAGCUCCACCUGCAGUGGACAGAGGGCAUCGUCAACGAGUUCUAUGAGCAGGGUGAUGAGGAGGCCAGCCUGGGACUUCCCAUCAGCCCCUUCAUGGACCGCUCAGCACCCCAGCUGGCCAAGCUCCAGGAGUCCUUCAUCACACACAUUGUGGGGCCACUGUGCAGAUCCUAUGACUCGGCCGCCCUUAUACCGGGCCGCUGGGUGGAAGAGGGUGACAACACGGACGACAAUGACGAGGAGGACGUGAAUACUUCCGAAGAGGACUCAUCUACUGGCUCUGAAGCUUCCCAGAAACCAGGUUCGAAGAAGCAGCAGAAAGUGUUCUGCCAGAUCACCCAGCACCUGCUAGAGAACCACGAGAUGUGGAAGAAGGUGAUUGCGGAGGAAGAAGGCAAGCAAGGGCCGGCAGAGCUGGACGGGAAGGAGUCGCCGCACCUUGGCGUCCCGAGCGAGCCGAUCCUGUCCAUCCGAGAGGAGGAGGAACUGGGGGCCAAGGAGGAACUGGGAGAGGAUGGCCAGGAGCAGGCCAAGGGCACCAAGCAAGAGGCUCGGCAGCUACUGCCCCAGCCUGCAGCCCAGAGAGAGGGUGGUUUCUGAGGAAGAGGGCAGGUGCAAACAAGUCAGAACAAUCGUGUUGCUUUUUUAUAAAAAGAAGUGUGAUAUUUUUCUGCCAGCACAUCAUACAGACACAACACUGUAGAAAUUAAGGGGAACGUGUGCCUACGAAAAGUGAAAGAUGGAGUCAAUGGGGAAUCAAUGGGUUACAGCGGAAUGGGAUGGGUUUGACACGGGUGGGCAGAGAUUUACAUUGGAUGGGCGGGGUCAGGUAGUCUACUGGUCCAGAUUUCAUCAGAGCGAUCAGGUCCAGGCUCAGAGAACUCCACCUUGCAUCCAAGGGAGCUUCCACACUGCAAUAUGAGAUCCCACUGCCUUGCCCUGGGAUAGGGGGCAGAUCGACCCAAACCCAGAACCCAGCCGGACACAGGAGAGUUUUACAAACUGGUAAAUUUUCUAAGAGAAAGACUUUUUUUUUUUAAUUAUCAGAAGAAGAGCAGCAGGAAAUAAAGCAGGACUUGUAUUUUCCCUUGUCCAACACCUUCCCGAGUGUGGAGACGCAGGGGCGCGGCCUUGGUGGGCUGCUCCAGUGUGUCCUUAUGUAGCUUCACCUGUGUUGUAGGAGCUGUGAGUCCAGCCACACACCGAAGGUCUCAGAAGCUUUACGAGAAUUUAAGAAGAGCCAGAGUUUUGUUCUGGUUUCUUCGUACAGUGUUUCCACACCGUGUCACACUGCCAGUGUCUCCUGUUCAAUCUUGCCGUUUUUACCUUCCUCUCAUUGCUGUGAACCAAACUCUUUACACUCAUUUUUUUUUUUUUUUUUUCACUCUGUCAGAUGGUUUUAGUAACUGUGCAGGAUUUUCCUUCCAGAGGAGUACUGGAAUUCUGCAGGUCAUCUCCCAGCUGCGCUCUUGCAGUUUAAACCCUUGGGUUGUGUUCUAGUCACAUUUGAACUAUUGACAACUAUUACUCUGUCAUAAAUAUGGUUUCUUUCCUCUGGUUGCCAUAAGACUUUGGGACAUCCUCCACGCCAGGUGUCUGAACAAAUGAACGAUGACCGGUUUCACUGAAUUUUACGUCUUACUAUUGUACAUCUGUGGUGUGUAUGUGGUCGACCGUAGGAAAUUAAUGGACAAGACUAUAAUAAGGAGCAAAGAGUUCUCUCUCUCAAAAUGUUGGACUUGUGAUAAUGACUAGGAAUGGAGAUAAAGGGUGUGACACAGCACUAGGUGAUCAUUUCUGCUUUAUAAACGAUCGUAAUGUACCACGCAAUAUUCUAUGGGAACACCAGAAAUAGAACCAUGUCUCAAAUGCAACCCAAGGGUUAAAUAAGAGUUUCCAGGGAAGCAGGUUACUAUGCACAUGGUAACUCUGUCCUUGUCAUUUCCUGCGGUCCCAAAUGUAAAUUUUGUUGUCCGAAUCUGAAAAAAGUUGAGGGUUCAUGUGGCUGUGGAGCCCAAGUAUUUUUUAAAAUGGUACACAAAUAUUUCCCAAACAGCAAAUGAUCAAAGACUGUCUCGGUGUUGUCCAAUAUUUGGCCAGAACCUGAUUGGACACCCUAGAUGUAAAUAAGGUUCAAAGGCUUUUUUCCUUGAAAAGAUGUCGGCGAUGGUGGCUCUAGAGCUUUAAGUCAGAGGGACAUUUUCCAAAUCACCAAGUCCUGGUCAGAGAUACCUGGAGAGCAUGUUCUCAGCACAGUCAGUGUGGACCCAGCUUCGCACUACUUUGUGGUGUUUCCCAAAGAGGGUUGUGCUGAGACAUGGAUCGGAAGGGUCCCAGUGGCCCUCAAGGAGGCUCAGAUGGUUUUGUGGGAGAUGCUCGUCAACUUUGAAACCCUCGAUCUGCUUUGACGAACAAUGAUUCUGUUGAAUUUCACUGGUGUUCCCUUUAGUAGGCUGUACCUGAAGGAAGUAACAGUGGGCUUUGGGCAGUCUGCUUGCGCCUUGAGUGGUUUCUAUGAAGGGUUUGGUUGGGCCUGCGGUUCUGUUCUGGAACUUCUCAUCUUCCUUUAGAAUGAACAUGGAAAUGAAACAUUGACUCCAAAAGCAAUAUCAUGACAUCUGUACUCAACAUGUUUGACGUUCUCUCAGGUUCUAAGCAUGAAGGGAAAAUCAAGAUAAUUCUCAUGAUGUAUGAUGCAGCUCAUGUUCUGAGCAAAACUGCUCACGUACAAGUGCCAAAAAUGACUUUGUACAUGUAGCUCAUGGUUACUUAAGAGUUCUCAGUUCUGGUGUUUACCGGCUGGUGUUGAAGUAUACAUUGCAUUUCAGCGUUUUAGCUGACAUCCUGAGAGCAGUGUUGACUCCCCUGAAGAUGUGCGAUCGGCUGGAGCUGCUUCAACGCAUGGAGAGUGAAAGUAGUUGUAGCGAAAUUGGUACGUCGUAGGUCAGCCUUUCUGGUGUUGCCAGCGGGUGGCCUUGUGGUUAGGGCUGCAACCUCUGCACUUAAGGGUUGUAAGUUUGAACACCGUCCCUUGCUGCACCACCCUUGAGCAACAUACUCACCCAGAACCGGAACCGAUGCAGUAAAAAUUACCCAUCAGUGUAAUGAGUGAACCAUUGUAAACUGCUGUGGAGAAUAGCAUCUGCAUGUAACCAGGUGCUCUCCAUCGACGCCCCUGGUAAGUGCGGCUGUGAACUUCUCAUGGUUCCCAACUGCAGCGGGCCGUUAGUCUAGGUUACUCUCCGUAUCCGUCCAUCGUCCACUUCUAGGUGGCCAGAUGGGACUCUGGCUUUGACGGGUAACUUCUCAAGCUCAACACACCCUUUAAAAAACAUCUGCCACUGGAGUUUUACCAGCAGUGUAAGUAGGGAACGUGAACAUGGACCUGUUUGUUGCCCCAGUGGUCAUACCUUUGGUUUCCUCUUACAACAGUUUAAUUUCAGAUCACACAGCAGGAAGUUAUUGCUCCUCUCGUAUGGCAGUUUAAGGAUGGAUGGACAAGCUGUACCGGCAUCCACCUUGACACCUCCUCCUCACACAUGCUCCUCUGUCAUAAGGACCAGAUGGAACGUUGUGCUUCGAGAUGCCUUCUCGCCCUAUUAUGGUGCGUUGAUAUGCAGUUUCUAGAAAAACUGAUCAGGUAUUCUGCACAACGUACCCCAAAGCCUGGCCAGGAAGAGUCUGGACUCGACACUCGAUCCCAAGACACUCCUUCAAGUACUGUUAUUAUUCUGCACAUCACGUGUAAUGACUGAGAUGUUAGAUCCAGCCUCUCUCCAGCUGUAGUUUCAACUCAGGCCACAAGCCAUUCAAGUUCAUGCAAAUAAUUUUUGACUGAGAGAUGACCUUGAAGGGAAAGAAGAUGCUUGUUAUUAAUAAUCGCUUUAAUCUGUCUUAAUGUCCAUCCUUCCCAAGUAGCAGAUUUCAAACAGCAAAGUUUCUUCUGUCAUUUUGGUUCACCGUGUGCAGUUUCCCCCACCUUUUUAAUAGUUUUCACACUUUCAGGACUGUAUGUUCAUAAGAAGUGUUAUGUACAUAACAUUCUGUACAGGUUUUAUACAUUCUAAAUUGUCAAGAUUUUCCAGUUGCUUAGGUCUAGUGUUUCAGUGAUUUCUGCGACGCCCCCAGUCCUGUCCAUUUAUAGCAGAGACCUAAUAGCAACAGUAUAAACUUGUACCUCAGAUAAUUUUGAAAUGGCUUUAGCAGUCAUUCUAUAAGUUCAUGUGUUUGUUACCAUGAGAACUUUGCUCCUUUUGUUGUCUCCAGUGCCUAAAAUAGGAAUUUGUCCAUCGGAUAAUUCCCCUUUUAUACAGCACUGCUUGAAAGUAUGUGAACCUCUUGUGUCCGUCAGUUUUA